ACUUCUUAUCCAUUACAAGCUAUGAUGAAAUCUUGUUCUAUCUUCUUCUUCUUCCUCCUCUCCACAUGGCCAUUCUACUUCACUCCCUCCUCUCUCUCCAUCCCCCAAACCUCAAACCCCAAAACCCUAAAAGACCUAAGAGUCUCUUUCUGCUAGGACCGUCUGCAUCUCUUAAAGUCCCCACCUUUAGGAGAGAUGUGGUGCUUAGAACAGCAUCUCUCUAUUUCGUCUCCUUCGUAUUCCAGAACCCACUUCUGCAGUCAUUAGCCGAUCCUUUGAAGUCUCCCAAACCGGCUAGACUCGCCAUUGCCAAUACUAACUCUUGGUUCCAGUACUUUGGCGAUGGGUUCUCGAUCAGAGUUCCACCUCAGUUUAUCGACUUCACGGAGCCUGAGGAUUACUCUGCAGGGUUGUCUCUCUAUGGGGACAAGGCAAAGCCAAAGACUUUUGCUGCCCGUUUCGCAUCUCCUGAUGGAUCAGAAGUUGUGAGCGUGGUCAUUCGCCCUUCAAAUUCCCUUAAGAUCACUUUCUUAGAGGCUAAAGAUAUAUCUGAACUGGGAUCAUUGAAGGAAGCUGCAAGAAUCUUUGUUCCAGGUGCCGCAACGAUUUACUCUGCUCGUACAAUCAAGGUUAAGGAAGAAGAAGGUUUCAGAAAUUACUACCUCUACGAGUUUGGGAGAGAUGAAGAACGCAUUGCUCUAGUAGCCGCUGUGAACAGGGGGAGGGUAUUUAUAGCUGGAGCAGCUGCACCGGAAUCCAAAUGGAAAGAAGAUGAGUUGAAGCUUCGAUCUGCUGCUAUUUCUCUGACGGUCCAAUAACUGAAAAGCGUCUUCUUCUUCUUCAAACAGGAAAAAAGUGAAACGCUCAAUGAAGAAUUUAAGACCAAACAAGACAAAUGGACAUUGUUUUGGAACACUUUUGAGUCAUUCAUGUUCUGUUCUCUUUUUGCCUUUCGUGAUGUGAUCUUCGUUAUUGUACUGUAUAAUGUAAUGAACAAAAGAAACCAAGAUUCUUUUAAACGCGUCCUAGAACGCGAUUUUGCUGGUUUU
Messenger RNA from Brassica oleracea var. oleracea, 1049 nucleotides. RefSeq lists its product as uncharacterized. The coding region runs from base 66 to 818 and encodes 250 amino acids. Gene Ontology annotation, cellular component: chloroplast. The record is from RefSeq and is a predicted model, not a curated record. The transcript is spliced from 7 exons. NCBI's taxonomy places the organism in Eukaryota, Viridiplantae, Streptophyta, Magnoliopsida, Brassicales, Brassicaceae.